Scedosporium apiospermum is the source of this 762-nucleotide messenger RNA. RefSeq lists its product as uncharacterized. The transcript is spliced from 3 exons. NCBI's taxonomy places the organism in Eukaryota, Fungi, Ascomycota, Sordariomycetes, Microascales, Microascaceae. The record is from RefSeq and is a predicted model, not a curated record. Bases 1 to 762 code for a protein of 253 amino acids. Gene Ontology annotation, molecular function: hydrolase activity.
AUGGCAUCUAAUCCGCCGGGAGCGUGCUGUACCACCGGCUUCAAACACGAAGGUAAUCCUCGAGGGACGGCCAUCAAGAUCGCCGGGAAAUGGGACGCCUACGUCACUAAGCCGCAGGAUGGCAAGCCUAGCCGCAAGGACGUUGCGGUUCUGAUCAUCCCCGACGCGAUAGGUCUCGGUUGGGAUAACGUGAGACUCCUGGCCGACAUCGUCGCUGAAAGUGGCUACACCACUCUCGUUCCCGACAUCUUCAACGGAGAUCCCAUCAAGCCCAACGAAAUGAACACGGUGGAUAUACCUAAGUGGAUCACCGAGGGUUCGGACGGGCGCAAUCCGCACACGCCGGAUGCCAUCGAUCCUAUCGUCGAGGCAGCCAUCGACACGCUGAAGAAGGACUACGGAGCGCAGAGGAUCGGCGCCAUGGGUUACUGUCUCGGUGCCAAGUACGUCGUCAGGCAUUUCAAAUCCGGCGUCAACGUCGGGUUCCUCGCCCAUCCGACCAUGGUUACCGAUGACGAACUCGCGGCCAUCACUGGCCCGCUCUCCAUCGCCGCUGCUGAGACCGACCCGAUCUUCCCGGCUGAGAACAGGCACCGAUCAGAGGGCAUCUUGCAGAAGACCGGGCAGCCCUACCACAUCUCUCUCUUCUCGGGUGUGGCGCAUGGGUUCGGGCUGCGGGCUGACCUGUCUAAGAAGGACCAGCGGUUCGCACAGAAGCAAGCGAUCUCGCAGGCGCUCGCUUGGUUUAGUCAGUACCUCUGA